AUGACCUUUGGGGAGCAAAACACGGAGAAAGAAGCUCACGACAUUCUUAAUUACGCGUUUGACCGGGGCAUUAACGCUAUCGAUACUGCUGAGGCUGUAUACCCAAUUCCAAUAAAGAAAGAGACACAAGGAAGAACUGAUCUCUAUAUUGGUAGUUGGCUCAAGUCUCAACCUCGUGACAAGAUUAUUUUGGCUACAAAAGUAUGUGGUUAUUCUGAGAGGUCGAGUUACAUGCGUGAGAAUGCAAAUGUCUUGCGGGUUGAUGCUGUAAAUAUCAGAGAAAGUGUAGAGAAAAGCCUUAAGCGCCUUGGCACUGACUAUAUUGAUUUGCUGCAAAUUCACUGGCCAGAUCGAUAUGUUCCACUGUUUGGGGAGUAUUCUUAUGAUCCUUCAAAAUGGAGACCCAGUGUGCCAUUUGUUGAGCAGUUGCAAGCUUUUCAAGAGGUUAUCAAUGAAGGAAAGGUACGCUACAUAGGUGUUUCAAAUGAGACUUCUUAUGGAGUGAUGGAGUUUGUCCAUGCAGCUAAAGUCGAAGGCCUUCCAAAGAUUGUCAGUAUCCAAAAUAGCUACAGCUUGCUUGUUAGAUGUCGUUUUGAAGUUGAUCUUGUAGAAGUCUGUCAUCCAAAGAAUUACAAUAUUGGCUUACUCUCCUAUUCCCCACUUGGAGGUGGAUCACUCACAGGAAAAUAUAUAGAUAUAAACUCUGAUACUGCAAAAAGAGGAAGGUUUAACCUCUUUCCGGGUUACAUGGAAAGAUAUAACAAAUCAGCGGCACGGGAAGUUACUAUUAAGUAUCUUGAGUUGGCCAAGAAGCAUGGUCUAACUCCUGUUCAGCUUGCACUUGGAUUUGCAAGAGAUCGUCCAUUCAUGACUAGUUCAAUUUUUGGUGCAACCUCCGUGGACCAGCUAAAAGAAGACAUUGAUGCUUUUACAACAACUGAGAGACCCUUACCAGCAGAAGUCAUGGCAGAUAUUGAAGCUAUCUUCAAGAAAUACAAAGAUCCUGCAAUUCUUUGA
Messenger RNA from Sphenostylis stenocarpa, 1017 nucleotides. The record is from the annotation of a GenBank genome assembly. NCBI's taxonomy places the organism in Eukaryota, Viridiplantae, Streptophyta, Magnoliopsida, Fabales, Fabaceae.